GAUAAUCACUUUUAUUAGUUUUAUGUACUACUUGAUUUUCCUAUAAAUCUCCACGUUCUAUAACCCUACAAACACACCAAAACUAAUCUCAGGCUCUCAGGACACAAAAAAGCAACUCAGUCCCAUGGCUCUUCUUCUUCUCGUACUCUUUUUCUCGUAUCUCACUGUUGGGUCCGCCUCCGCUUCCGCCGGUGAAAGCUUAUCCACCCCAAAAUCCAAUCUGAUUCAGUAUUGGAACAAAGAGGUCCGAAACAACAACCACGCCAUUGCCAAACCAACCUUUCUCCUAUCCAAGGCAUCCCCAUUGAGCGCGGUCGACUCUGCUAGAUUCUCCGAACUCGCCGCCGAGAAUGCUCUCUCCUCUCAGUUCCUAGCGUUCUGCGCCUCCGCCAACCUUUUCUGCUUCCCCGAUUCAUCCCCGAAUCUCGAAGAACUGAUAACCCAUACCGGUGCUUUCGCCGAUGCAUCAGGGUGGGUUCAGUCAGGUAUUUUCUUUAGGGAAUCGAUGUUAAAGAAAGGGAAGGUGCUGUCAAUGCCAGAUAUCAAGGAUAAAAUGCCUAAGAGGUCAUUUUUGCCUCGGUCAAUUUCAUCGAAAUUACCGUUUUCGACGUCUAAGGUCUCGGAGUUGAAGAAGAUAUUUCACGUGGAUGAUAAUUCCACUGCGGAGACUAUGAUAGUGAAGACGUUGAGUGAGUGCGAGAGUGCUCCGAGCCCGGGCGAGACCAAGCAGUGCGUGGGCUCAGCUGAGGACAUGAUUGACUUUGCAAUCUCGGUCUUGGGCAGAAACAUUGUGGUUCGAUCAACAGAAAAUUUUAAAGGGUCAAAGCAGAAUAUAAUGAUCGGAUCAGUCGAAGGAAUCAACGGUGGCAAAGUCACGCAAAUGGUCUCUUGUCAUCAAACCUUGUUCCCGUACCUACUUUAUCACUGUCAUUCGGUACCAAAGGUUCGAGUCUAUGAAGUAGAUAUACUGGAUCCGAAUUCGAAGGCUAAGAUCAAUCAUGGUGUUGCUAGCUGUCACAUGCACACGUCGGAUUCGAACCCGAAUCAAGCUGAAUUGACUAUAGCGUCAGGUCCCGGUCAGAUCAAGGCUUGCCACUGGGUUGUCGAGAAUCACCUGAUCUGGACUGUUGCUGACUUGCUCACUAGCUAGUCCUUACACACACCAAGGAGCAUCCUCGCCAGAGCUUUGCAGGUUUCGAUGAAGCACAUAUGAAAGCUAAUAAAUGUGCUGAUAGUUUAUGUGUGUUUUGAAGUUGCUUUUUUGACACUGGAGUGUCCCAAAUUUCAGCAAACCCAAUCUGAUGCUAAGUUUGGCCCAAAUGUUAUUUUUGAAGACAAGAAGUGCAACCCAUCUCUUUGAACUUUUUUUUCCAUUAAUAAAGAGAAGUCAAAUUGUCUUCAAUUAGUGUCUCCUCGGAUGUAUCAAAAUUUAUGUUUUAUUUCUCUUAGGCCGACAAGUGUUUUAUUGUACUUCUAGUUCCUAAGGGUCAUGUCUGACUUUGGUCAUGACUAAGUUUAAGUUUUAAUUACUAUUUCCGUUCUCCUAUGCUUAGAGGGUUGUUCUACACUCUAUAUAAGCCUUCUAGCUGAAUUAAAUAAAAUCAAAGUGUAUUUUCAAAUUA
This is a messenger RNA of Quercus lobata, 1622 nucleotides long. RefSeq names its product polygalacturonase non-catalytic subunit AroGP2-like. Bases 125 to 1150 code for a protein of 341 amino acids. The transcript is spliced from 3 exons. The record is from RefSeq and is a predicted model, not a curated record. Lineage: Eukaryota; Viridiplantae; Streptophyta; Magnoliopsida; Fagales; Fagaceae.